AACUCCCGACGUACCUAAAAAGGACGGCUAAAGAGAAAAGUCAAAAGAAAAGUAAAAACGAAGACUGCGAAAACUUUCCUUUUAUUCAACUACACCCAAGAACGACAAAAGUAGACAAUUAACAGAAUAAAAACUGGUAAAACCGAUAAACUACACGAGCGGAGAGUAAAUUCAUCAAAGUUUUACAGCAAAAGAAUAAAUUCAAUAACACAAACAACUUGCCAAGAUUUAUACGUUUAUUCCGGCAGUGGUGGUACAGCGAAUAGCAAUCAGUCGCGGAACGCAACGAGCUGACUACAAAAACAACAACAGCGAAGACACACAUCGACCGCAGGAACAGUGUGGCAGCAAUAGUAAACCGCAGUGCAGUCUCAUAGUCAUAGUUCAAAUACAGUUUGUGUGGAACACAGACGUUAACGCCAUUCAAAGCAGUCUGGUGUGACAGUACGAAAAUAGUAGGUGUGUGUGGUAAACCGGGUGUGUGAUAUCUGCCGAGUAAAGUGCCAACGUAAUGCCCUUGUUUGGAAAAUCACAAAAGACCCCCGCUGAACUGGUGCGGUCGCUUAAGGAAGCAAUCAAUGCGCUGGAAACGGGUGGUGAUCGAAAAGCAGAGAAGGCGCAGGAGGAUGUAAGCAAAAAUCUUGUAUCGAUCAAGAAUAUGCUUUAUGGCAGCAGUGAUUCAGAGCCACCAGCUGAUUAUGUAGUAGCACAAUUGUCGCAAGAGCUUUACAAUAGUAAUCUUUUGUUGUUGUUAAUACAGAAUCUACACCGUAUUGACUUUGAAGGCAAGAAGCAUGUGGCACUUAUAUUUAAUAAUGUGCUGCGAAGACAAAUCGGCACACGUUCACCCACAGUGGAAUAUAUUUGUACCAAACCGGAAAUAUUGUUUACAUUGAUGGCCGGCUAUGAAGAUGCGCAUCCAGAAAUUGCAUUAAAUUCUGGCACAAUGCUGCGUGAGUGUGCUCGAUAUGAGGCACUUGCUAAAAUAAUGCUGCACUCGGAUGAGUUCUUCAAGUUCUUCCGCUAUGUAGAGGUAUCAACCUUCGAUAUUGCGUCAGAUGCAUUCUCCACAUUCAAAGAAUUGCUGACACGUCACAAAUUGCUGUGCGCUGAAUUCCUCGAGGCCAACUAUGACAGGUUUUUUACGCAACAUUAUCAAAGGUUGUUAAAUUCAGAGAAUUAUGUCACCAGACGACAAAGUCUGAAAUUAUUAGGUGAACUAUUACUGGAUCGACACAAUUUUACUGUAAUGACACGUUAUAUUUCGGAGCCGGAAAAUCUGAAACUUAUGAUGAAUAUGUUAAAAGAAAAGUCUCGUAAUAUACAAUUUGAGGCCUUCCACGUCUUCAAGGUGUUUGUAGCAAAUCCGAAUAAGCCGAAACCUAUAUUAGACAUCUUACUACGCAACCAAUCUAAGUUGGUUGACUUCCUGACCAAUUUCCAUACGGAUCGUUCGGAAGAUGAGCAAUUCAACGAUGAAAAAGCAUAUCUGAUUAAACAGAUAAAGGAGCUGAAACCGCUACCUGAGGCUUAGUAGCAUAGCAGCCAACACAGACGUAUCGACAACCAAUAUAUGUACAGCAACAAGAAAAACAUCUACAACAAAAUUUCCAAAAUCUUCAGCGAACCCAAAGCUACAAUCUAUCACCUAAAUCACCAUUUUCGGUGCUACCAACUCCAUUCAUUAAUUUUGCCAAGUUCAAGGGCUCGGCAGGUCCUGUUAGCCAGUUUUUAAAUUCGGAUAAGCGAGUGUGUUAACUUUCUAUGGUAGAUGACCAUGUAUAUGUAUUCAAUCGAUCUGUGCGCUGUUUGGUUACGAUUGUAUAGCAGCAUUAGUGUAUUUUAAUUUAAAGAAAAGUAAUUAUAUUAGUCAACACUAUAAACGUAUAUGCCACGCUACAGAAGUAGAAAGAAGUUAAGAAAAUUAAAAAAAAAAAAUAUCGAAAGCUAAUUACAAAAUCUUGCAAAUAUUUUUAUACAUUCAUUUAUUUAAAAAAGAAAUUAUUAACCAAUAUCGUCAAAUGCUAAAGUAAUAACUCAUCAGGCCACAGCAUUUGGGUACGAUAAAAAGCCAAUUUAGGAAAGUGUUAAGGGUGGAACUGUAAGAAUUUUUAGAUAAGAUAUUUCCAACACGCUGCGACGAUCGUAUAUCUACUGUCUUGCCUUUAAAAAAUAAUUGAGCAUAAUGAAUAUCUGAUUUUCGGUAAAUUGAAAAAAUUGAAAAGGCGAUAGUUUGCAGAGUUUGAAAAUUUGGGCUUCUUAGAAAUAGAGAUCGAGGGCAAGCAGACUAAAUAUAAAAAAAAAAAUAAAAUUACUAAAUAGGAUAAUGAUAAUAAAGAAAAACAAUACGACUUACAUACAUAAAUAUGUGAAGGCAACUUUAUAUUGCGGCUUACGAUUGACUCUUCUGUUUUUGUUCUUUGUCGUUAUUUUGUAUGUUUGUUCAUUUUACUAUGUUUAGGAAUGCAAUUCAAAUAAAUCUAGUUAUAAACUGCGAAAAAA
Molecule: messenger RNA, 2502 nt
Organism: Ceratitis capitata (Mediterranean fruit fly)
Lineage: Eukaryota; Metazoa; Arthropoda; Insecta; Diptera; Tephritidae
Gene: Mo25
Product: protein Mo25
Exons: 1
Coding region: 512-1534 (340 amino acids)
Biological process (GO): intracellular signal transduction
Molecular function (GO): protein serine/threonine kinase activator activity
Source: RefSeq, a predicted model, not a curated record